Messenger RNA from Xylaria bambusicola, 696 nucleotides. RefSeq lists its product as uncharacterized. Lineage: Eukaryota; Fungi; Ascomycota; Sordariomycetes; Xylariales; Xylariaceae. The coding region runs from base 1 to 696 and encodes 231 amino acids. The transcript is spliced from 2 exons. The record is from RefSeq and is a predicted model, not a curated record.
AUGAGCAUAAGGGCCCGCACAGGACCUUCACGUUGUAUUGCAGCUGCCACAGUUCACACCUACUAUCCUGGUAGGCAAGAGGAGAUCACUCAGGGUAAGAGCUACCAAGAGAUCGCGGACCUCAUUGAUCAAUACGUCAAGAUUGUGAUCUUGACUGCAACUACACUUCCAUUAAACCUCGAUAAUCUCUAUGGUACUGUCUUCCCCGAGGAUAGAAAGCUGACCUUGGAAGCCCACGACACUGGGGUUGACGUCUUGAUGGCGUAUCGACUCGCCAUUGCAUACCUCCGACGGGCUUUAGAUAUGCAUCUGCCUGGCAAGAGUGAUUCUUGGUUAUCGCCGACAAUGAAGAGUGGUAAAAGCGGAUGGAAGAUCUGUGAUGAGGAGGCCAACGACUUUCUCACACGCCUACAGGAAGCCGGCGUUGGUAAUGACCAGACGUACGAAGUCUUGAACGAUGGAGAAGAAGAGGAAGAAGAGAUUGCCCUGAACUUUCACGAAAUUUUCAGCGGUGUCGAAGAUGAGGAACUCCGAGACAGCAAUGAGGAUGGCGGAGAUCUUGACAACUACUUCCACAACCUUGGGAGCGACGUCGAUGAUAAAGAGGAAGCUAGAGACUACGAUGAUGACGACGAGACUGGGGACUGCGAUGAAGUCACGAGCGAUGGCGACGACGAUGAUUAUGUUGACGGAUAG